AUGGCGGCGGUGGCGAUUGCGGCGACGGUCGUUCAGUCGCCACACCUGGGCCUUACCUGGGGUUCUAGGGGCCGGCCAGGCCUCGGCGGCCUCGACGCCCAGAACUGCCGCGCGCGGCGCGCGGACGCGGGCCUCCUCCUGCGCCGGUCGAAGCGCGAGCUCGACCUGCGGCGGAGGCGCAGUGGCAGCGGCGGGCCGUCCUCGCUGCUCGAGGACCCGCGCGCUUUGGAGGGCGAGGAGGCGUCGCCACGAUGGGACGAGAUGGGGGUGGCGGAGCAGGUUGCGCAGUGCGCGAUCCGCACCAUCGACUACGUGCGCCACGGCCGGCACGAGGAGCGCGUCAGCGGCGGCGUAGCGGCGACCGAGAGGUGCGUCGGCGGGUCUGGUCCCGGCGCUGGUUGA
Molecule: messenger RNA, 402 nt
Organism: Emiliania huxleyi CCMP1516
Lineage: Eukaryota; Haptophyta; Isochrysidales; Noelaerhabdaceae
Exons: 4
Coding region: 1-402 (133 amino acids)
Source: RefSeq, a predicted model, not a curated record